Messenger RNA from Magallana angulata, 655 nucleotides. RefSeq lists its product as uncharacterized. Bases 86 to 514 code for a protein of 142 amino acids. The record is from RefSeq and is a predicted model, not a curated record. The transcript has 2 exons. Lineage: Eukaryota; Metazoa; Mollusca; Bivalvia; Ostreida; Ostreidae.
CCCGUAUGUAAAUUUCAGAUUUUUAGUAUAAAACUGGAAAGACUGCGGCAAAAUUGUGUAAGUUUACAAGCGAACAUCAGACAAAAUGGGGAAGAGCGUCCGAUUUUCCAUCUUCGUUGUCUCCAUGUGUCUAUGUUUGGUGUACACAUCAGGGUACAUUUUCGCCGGGCGACCAAAACAACAGCAGGGACGCCAACAACAACAACUACAAUAUCAGGGGCGACAACAACAACAACAAUCGCGAGGAGGAUACCAACAAAAGCAACAACAACAACCGCGGGGCGGGCGCCAACAACGACAACCCAUGCCCUUGUGUGUGAUGGACUGUCUGGCCGAGUGGUUUCCUUGUGAGUACGAAUGCAGGGUGGACUGGGGCAGCAAUCGCCGUCAACUCAGAACCUGUACCAAAGAAUGCGAGCAAGAGAGGGCGUCUUGCAUGACCGGAUCUUCCGAUCCAGCGUGUAGCAACAAUAAAGCCAACAACCAGCUUCACGUGCAGUUCAAGACCUUGUAGAAUAUGAUCUCUCUCUGAUGGAACAUAGGGCAAAAAUGUAUUUAAUUUUUGUUCUUGCGGACAAAUAUUCUGUUAUAUUUGUAGUGUUGGUCAUGUGAACUUGUUUUUUUUUUUUUGAAAUACAAACUUUAGAAAACUGAA